AUGGCGUCAGUACGACAAAGAUCUCAUGGGAAUGAGACGAAUGGCAUCGAUGAAUCUGGAAUCAAAAAAGCUAAGACCGUUGAAGAAGAGAAACCAAAAUAUUGGGACCCGCUCGUAGAUGGUGUUAAAUGGAUAGAAAGGUAUGCGGAACCUCUGGAGAAGUUUUUUGAGAGGCUUCCAGACUUCAUAAGCACCUUCGUAGCAACCUUCGCAGUCUUCACAUUCGGCGCCACUUUGAGAGGAGAAUGGGUGGUUAUACUAGUGACAGCGUUGAAACAGAUUUCCGGCCACACCCAAAGCGGAAAAAAUAUGACAACAGAAGACAUCUAUCAGCUCUUCACGUCUGAAAAUUUAAAGAUGGAGAAUUUCGCUAUAAUCUUCAUAGUGUCGCACUGCGUGUCAUUGGGCAUGUACUUCUCUAUAGGAGGGUUCUUACACUGGUACUUCUACAUGAAAAGACGUCAUCUAGCACACGAAUGGAAGAUUCAACCUACAAAAUGGCUCUCUCCCGAGCUGGAACGUCAUGAAAUAAUGGUCGGAACAUUCUCUCUACUUAUCUCCGGGUCGUUCUCUUCAUUCCUAGCAUGUUACAUCUUCAAUGGAAACCCUUGCACUGUUUAUUUCCAAUUCAAUGAAUAUGGCUGGUUGUGGUUCAUCCUCCAGUUUCCUGUUAUGUUCAUUUAUUCUGAUUACACAACAUAUAUACUUCACCGGCUGUACCACACACCCUGGCUGUACAAACAUUUCCACAAACUUCAUCAUAAAUACAAACAGCCAACCGCCUUCUCCGUCACCGCCAUCCAUCCAGUUGAGAUUAUGCAUGUGAAACUUACGAUGUGUUUGCCACUGUUUACUAUUCCCAUACACUGGACGGCGUUUUAUGGCGUUAUAUUGUACAACUAUUAUCAUGGUAUCCUCGACCACUCCGGCAUCAACUUUAAAGCUCAGUGGUGGCAGCCUUGGCAGCCAGACGCCGAGUUCCAUGACCAGCAUCACGAAUUUUUCCAUUGCAACUUUGGCUUCAACAUGUCUCUUUGGGAUAGGUUGCACGGUACCAUGAGGAAAACUACUCGAGUUUACACUGAAGAUACAUACCAUGGUGAAGCUCCUGAAAUAGAUUCUGAAGAAGCGAAGAAGAUCAUGGAAAAGGAUCCAGAAGUUAAAGAAUAUGUAGAAAAAACAAAAACCAAACUCAAUGAAACUAAUUAG
Messenger RNA from Danaus chrysippus (African queen), 1209 nucleotides. NCBI's taxonomy places the organism in Eukaryota, Metazoa, Arthropoda, Insecta, Lepidoptera, Nymphalidae. The record is from the annotation of a GenBank genome assembly.